Molecule: messenger RNA, 1042 nt
Organism: Chenopodium quinoa (quinoa)
Lineage: Eukaryota; Viridiplantae; Streptophyta; Magnoliopsida; Caryophyllales; Amaranthaceae
Product: protein MHF1 homolog
Exons: 5
Coding region: 104-526 (140 amino acids)
Biological process (GO): replication fork processing; resolution of meiotic recombination intermediates
Cellular component (GO): FANCM-MHF complex; Fanconi anaemia nuclear complex
Molecular function (GO): protein heterodimerization activity; chromatin binding
Source: RefSeq, a predicted model, not a curated record
AAAAACGAACAAAUUAGUAAAUUACCCACAAAUUUGGCGCCUUAAAACCCCUCAAUUUCUCACUUUCAGUUCAAUUCAAAAAAAUCCCCCAAAAUUUCGAAAAAUGGAAAUAGAAAGCACAGGAAGCGACAUGGAAAUGGAGAGAGAAGAAGAAGAUGAUGAAGAAACUCAACUUUUGAAGGAUCGUUUUCGUCUUUCCGCCAUCUCCAUUGCCGAUUCCGAAGCGAAGAAAAAUGGAAUGCAAGCAUCUGAAUCCAUUGUUGCGUGUAUUUCUAAUUUGGCGUUUAAUUAUGCUGAACAUUUGGCCAAGGACCUUGAACUAUUUGCACACCAUGCUGGUCGUAAACUGGUGAAUACUGAGGAUGUUAUACUUGCAGCCCAUCGAAAUGAGAACCUUUCUCUGUCAUUAAGGACCUUCUGCAAUGAUCUAAAAGCCAAAGAACCUCAGUCAGAGAGAAAACGGAAGAAAGCUUCUAGGAAAGAGGACAAAGCUACGACAAGUGCGCUUGAAACUGCUGACCUCUGAGUUAGGUGUCGGAACGAUCCUAUAAGCCUGUUUCUGUGCUAUAUCUGUUGCGGUGAUGAAGGACGGUGACACCUCUUCGAGCUACUGAAUGGAAGGGUGCGUCGAUUAGAUGUGUUUAGUUUGGAGCUAUGUCUAAUAUGUAGCCAUUGAGCCUAUGAAGUGGUCACAUCGAGUUUAGACGAGGAGAUAGUUUCAAGCUCUGUGAACUCUUCAUUUUUCUCCUUAUCGAUUUUGUAUAGGUUAGUAACAAGCGGCAUAUGUUUUUAUGAGAAUGUUAUAAACUGAUGCUCUUACAGGCAGUUAAUAUUAACUGUUUCGUAAUAACUUAAUCACGGUCAUUACUGAAACAGUAAGUUGAUCACUGGUUACUGUUGACUUGUUUGUACAUAAGUACUACUGUACUGUAUUAUCCUUAAAGAAUUAUGGCGUAAUUACUUUUCUGUGCCUUUAGUCCUUGUAAAUUUAAUGCAUUUCCUUGAUAGUGGAAGCAAUACUUUCCUAUGGAAUCAGACCGUG